AUGACUUGCCAGACUUACAACUUGUUUGUUCUGUCUGUCAUUAUGAUCUAUUAUGGACAUACUGCAAGUAGUCUAAAUCUUGUUCAACUUCAAGAUGAUAUAGACAAACUGAAAGCUGACUUUAACUCAAGUCAUUCAGAUGUAGCUGACGGUGGACCUAUUAUUGUAGAGAAACUGAGGAACUGGACAGAGAGAAAUGAAAAAAGGAUCAUACUGAGCCAGAUCGUUUCAAUGUACUUGGAAAUGCUUGAAAACACUGACAUGUCAAAGCCGCACAUUAAACACAUAUCUGAGGAGCUCUAUACUCUGAAAAACAACCUUCCUGAUGGCGUGAAGAAGGUGAAAGAUAUCAUGGACCUGGCAAAGCUUCAGAUGAAUGACUUGAGAAUCCAGCGCAAGGCUGCAAAUGAGCUGUUCAGCGUCCUACAGAAGCUGGUGGAUCCUCCGAGUUCCAAAAGGAAAAGGAGCCAGUCUCAGAGGAGAUGCAAUUGCUAA
Molecule: messenger RNA, 495 nt
Organism: Lagopus muta (rock ptarmigan)
Lineage: Eukaryota; Metazoa; Chordata; Aves; Galliformes; Phasianidae
Gene: IFNG
Product: interferon gamma
Exons: 4
Coding region: 1-495 (164 amino acids)
Biological process (GO): immune response
Cellular component (GO): extracellular region
Molecular function (GO): type II interferon receptor binding
Source: RefSeq, a predicted model, not a curated record